Messenger RNA from Necator americanus (New World hookworm), 474 nucleotides. RefSeq lists its product as uncharacterized. NCBI's taxonomy places the organism in Eukaryota, Metazoa, Nematoda, Chromadorea, Rhabditida, Ancylostomatidae. The record is from RefSeq and is a predicted model, not a curated record. The transcript is spliced from 3 exons. Bases 1 to 474 code for a protein of 157 amino acids.
AUGACAACUGAGAACCCCUUGUCUCAAGAUGACUGGCACAUCGAGGAGGACCCAAACGUGGACUACGAUUUGCGGCUGAGGACCGCGAGCCUGGCGCUGGAUGAAGCCCAGCCUCAGAAGCAAACUGGAUUCCGUCAAGGGUUCAUCUACAUGGACCACAUCCACACCGUGUCAAGGGUCACAGAGGUUUGCCAGGAAUACCGUCUGCCCCUUGUUCUAACCUUUGUUGACUAUGAGAAAGCCUUUGACAGCGAAGAAACAAAUGCAAUACUGUCAGAGCUGGUCCAUCAAGAGACGAUGCUCAACGAACUGAACGAAGCAGCGAAGAGAGUAGGACCGCGAAUAAACAGAAAGAAGACACAGUUCAUGAAGAACACCUACUGCGAGAACGGAGUAGAACUUGAAGGCUCCCAAAUGGUGGAAACUUCGUUAUACGUUUACCUUGGACGUUCUGUGAAUAUGGAAACGACUUGA